Messenger RNA from Durotheca rogersii, 1595 nucleotides. Its product is annotated as putative paraoxonase. The record is from RefSeq and is a predicted model, not a curated record. Bases 372 to 1595 code for a protein of 407 amino acids. NCBI's taxonomy places the organism in Eukaryota, Fungi, Ascomycota, Sordariomycetes, Xylariales, Xylariaceae. The transcript has 4 exons.
CUGACACGUUGGCACAUGGGGCGGUCCCGACACAUCGUAGCCGUUAAACCCGCCGUGCUGACGCCGACACCUCUCCAGCCAGCCCUUAUAGACUUUCCACCUCAUCUAAGCAAGUCCCCCCCCCCCGGCCGCCCCCUCCCUUUCUUCGAACUCUACCGAAGCACCCUAGGAUUUCCCCGAGCAGCCGCACCGGCCGCGUCUCGUCUUUCUCUUGACUCGAUACGGCCUCUCUCUCGUCCUUUUCGUCUCUCUCGAACCAGCGCUGUGCCGCAGUUUGAGACGCACCUACGCCCCCCCAUCGACGUCUAUACGCGCACCCGGACCCCAACACAGGCGCACAGGUGCAUAUCGUACCUACACCACAGGAAGCCAUGGUCUUGAAAGGGGCGCUCUUCGCGCUGGCCUUUGCCGCACUUGUGCCCGUCCUCUACGAUUGGGCCCGUCUGCUGGUGCUGUUCUACAAGAACGCACCCGGGCGCAUGGCGCCGGUCAACAAUCUCGGCGAGUACGAGGUCAAGUUCACAGAGAUCAUCCGCAGCUGCGAGGAUGCCCUCCUCGUCGAGAGCGCCGGCUUGGCUAUUCUCGCCUGCGACCCGGGGCGAGAGAAGUGGAAUACGGUGAUGGGCAUCUUCCUGCCGGGGCCCGUCGCCGACGCGGGGCUCUACGCCUACGACUACGCGAACGCGAGCGCGGUGGACGCGGACGCGCUCCGGCAGAUCGAGAUCCGGGGCUUCGAGCGCGGCGCCGACUUCCACACGCUGGGCAUCGCGUACGACGAGGCGACGGGGACGCUGUUCGCGGCGAACCACCGGCGGGGCGGCGGGGGCGGCGCCGCGGUCGAGGCGUUCGCGCUCGACCUGGGCGCGCUAACGGCCACGCACGCGCGCACGAUCCGGCACCCGCUGCUGCACGCGCCCAACGCGAUCGCCGUGGCCGGCGGCGGCGAGCUGCUCGUCACCAACGACCACGGCUUCGCGGCGCGGCGCUGGCCGCGGCUCGCCGCGCUCGAGACGUACCUCGGCCUGCCGCUCGGCACCGUGGUGCACGUGGACCUGGGGGCGCCGGGCGGCGGCGUGCGCGCGCGCGUGCUCGCGCGGCUCGCCUUCGCCAACGGCGUCGCGCUGCUCGACGCGCGCACCGUCGCCGUCGCCUCCACCAGCGCCGCCGCCGUCCAGCUCUACGACUUCGCCCCGCGCCCGCCCGCCCUCGCCCCCCGCGCCCGCCUCCGCCUCCCCUUCCUCCCCGACAACCUGCACGUCGCGCGCGACGGCGCGCUGCUCGUCGCCGGCCACCCGCACCCGCCGGCCCUGAGCCGGUUCGCGCGCAGCCGCGACGCGUGCAACGGCGGCGGCGACGGCGGGCGCUGCGACGCCGACGCCGCGCCCGCGCCGUCGUGGGUCUCGCGCUGGACCGAGGCCCGCGGCCUCGAGCACGUCUACGCCGGCUCCGAGUACCCGACCAGCUCCACCGCCCUGUUCGACGCGGAGCGCCGUGUGGGCAUAGUCACGGGCCUGCGCGCGGCGACGAUUGCGGGUGGUGAUUUCGCGUCGAAGGAUGGCUAUAGAAGGCGAUGGGAUAGCUCGAAUAACGAAUAA